UCAAUUUUUAAGUAUAUAACCUAUUCAUAAUACAAUUACAAAGAUUGUUGUGAAAAUAAUUGGAGUAUAACCAUGGAUUAUAUUCAAGCUACUUUGUUUCUGUUGUUACUAAAUACAGUUGCAGGGAGACAAGUUUCUAAUUCUUGUGACUGGAAAAAGAGCGGACUUAUUCAUAGUAAAGCCUCAAGGGAAGUUGAAGAAGUGCAGUUAAAUUGCGAAUCUGGGAAUCUGGAAUGGAUCUAUCCCACUACUGCUCUACAUAUACAGUUCCAGUAUCCACAUAGCACAACUGAUUUCACUGCUUGUUUUCUUCCGAACGUUGACUUCAGUGGUGCAAGUUUGAUACAUCAAGGACAGAGACCCCCUCCAGGAGACAGCAUAUUUGGCCAACCAACUGGCCUUCACGUUAUAUAUGGCGACCCAGAAGAUAAGAAUAAAGUACCGGAAAACACAGAACAUGAUAUUCGUGAGAUCGCGUGUGUCAAUUCAACUUAUGGAAAAUUGAAGAUGUUACUUAUGGCGACAACAACAAGAUCAGAUAUAAGUCGGAAGGUUGCAUCUUUUAGAUAUGAGCUCUACCCCAUAAGCUACCACAACGAUCGACCAAAUCAUAAGAAACACAGAAAAGGGACGGUCAACGAAAGAAGAAUGCUAUUUAGUGGGAAAAUACAAGAUUGUCGUCCAUGCUCUAACGAAGAACUUCUUCAUUUAUAUUGCUCUGCGGAUUUUGUUGCAAGAGGACAAGUUGUUUCGGUAUCAAACGAAGAGAACCACCGUUGGACUAAUCUCGAGUUUCUUUCAAAUCAUGUGAUCAAAGAGACACCAUCUGAUUGGUCGCCAUUCCUCUCUCCUCUUCGGGUACCAGGAUUGAACAUCUCUCGCAUCACCAGUAAAGCUAACGGACUUGAUGAUUUGCUAUAUGGUGUUUUUCGCGUCCCUGCUCAGUGCGGGUUCCGGCCACCCCAAAAAGAUCACAAUCAUACCGUAAAAGAAUAUAUUAUAAUGGGAAACUACAACUUCGGAGGUGGAUGGGUGGAGUGCUUCCCAACUUACAAUUAUUUACUGUCUAUUGUUAAAGACUUUUUUGAGGCCAACAGAUUUUCUAGGAAACAUCACUAUCCGAAUAAUUGUAACUUUGACGACUUACUAAAGAUUGCCUCCCCAUAACACAAUCAGACAAGAUGUCAAAUAUGUUAGUGAGGGAGCCAGCACGCAGUUUCUCUGAAGUCUGAUGUGUUGAAGGUAUGCAAGGAACUAAUUGCCACUGAAUAGAUGUAUAUUCAAAAGGCAAUCGUACGGAAUGGUGUUAUUGUCAAUGACGUGAAAGGUACCGCGUUCAUGAAGCUUUAGCCAUGCGUCGCUUGUCUCCACGCAGCUGUGGAUAAAUCAACGUUAAUGGAAAAUAUGACCAAAACAAACCAUUGCACCACUGUAAGUGAAACUUCCAUUAAAGUAUAUCAAUGAUAGUGGUUGAUGAGCUAUUUCAGCCAGAGUGUGUUCAUUGGAAGGAUUAUCGAAUAUUAAUUGUUGCAUAUAAAUGGCGAAAUAUUUCAUAUUACAUGCCGUAAUAUAAAGUUGUUUAGUUUUAUAUAUUUUGUGAAAUGUUGAUAAUUUAAAUCUAACAAUUCACAAGAUAAAUUUAUUUGAAUACAAUUUUUAAUUAAUGUUUUUUCUUUCAAUAUAUUUUAUGUUUAUCGAAAAUUUUUCUCUUCAAACAUGCAAUGCUUUUAUGUUUAGGAAUUUUUGGUGAUGCAGUUUCAGAAACCCCAAUUUAAUUUUUAAACAAUCGUUUUGCGAGGAAAACAGGUGUCUCAUGUUUUCAUGAUUACGCAUUCUAAUUUUUUUUAGAAGACAAGAGCACUGUGUAAAUUAAUAAAAUACAAACAAUGUCAAAUAACAAAAUUUUCAUUUCAAUUUCAACAUUACGUUGAGGAUGGUUUUUGUUAGUAUAAUAACACACUUUGUAAUAUUAAAGGGAUUUCUGAACCUACAUGUAUAUGGUGCAUUUAGUAUUAUAUACUUUUGGCAACGGAUAAAUACUAAAUAGCACCCAAUAUUAAUAAGCUGUGCUUCAAGUUUCAAUUGAAACUUUUAUUUCCAUGAAUAUGCAUUUCCAUUUUCCGGGAUUGGUUUCAUUUCCUAAAACUCAACGAGCAUUAGGUUGACUAAGUAUUCUCAAUAGGCAAAUAAAGAUUGCUUGUCUAAGCAAAAGUUAUUGUCAUCUGAAGUUGGAAAUGGGUCGGCGUUGAAAGUUUUUGUCGGAGUCAGAGUUGGAGCCGAAGCCGUUUUUUGAAUGAAUCGUAGUUUGGAAUCAAAGUCGGGCGUAAGUUUCCCCAACUCCGCAGCCCUUUUCAUAUGUCGGAUGGGACGUAAAGACGGGCCAAGGAUGAUAACAACAAUCUUUUAGCCAAAAUAUAUCUAAUUGUGCAAGUUUAUUUUAUUACUAUUUUUGUAUUGUUUUCAUUAUUAUUAUUGUAUGUUCCAUUUUUUUCAAAUACAUGAAAAGUGUAUACCUA
Molecule: messenger RNA, 2516 nt
Organism: Styela clava
Lineage: Eukaryota; Metazoa; Chordata; Ascidiacea; Stolidobranchia; Styelidae
Product: meteorin-like protein
Molecular function (GO): hormone activity
Source: RefSeq, a predicted model, not a curated record